Molecule: messenger RNA, 2772 nt
Organism: Armigeres subalbatus
Lineage: Eukaryota; Metazoa; Arthropoda; Insecta; Diptera; Culicidae
Exons: 3
Coding region: 1-2772 (923 amino acids)
Molecular function (GO): nucleic acid binding
Source: RefSeq, a predicted model, not a curated record
AUGGACGUCGCCACGUUUGGUUCGACCUGUUCUCCAACCUCUGCACAGUAUGUCAAAAACCUCAACGCGGAAGAGUGUUCAGGCGAAUAUCCGCGGGCGGCCGCGGCUAUCAAAAACAAGCACUACGUGGAUGACUACCUGGACAGCUUCGAGACAGUCCAGGAGGCGAUCGAGGUCGUCAACGAGGUUGUUGGUGUUCUCGAGGGAAUCGGUGCGACAUGCGAAAUUGAGCCGAAGAACCUGGACCUAGAACGAGGAGAAAAGCUGGAAUCGGUGCUCGGCAUGAAGUGGAUUCCAUUCGACGAUGUCUUCGUGUACAUGUUCGGCCUGAGGGAAGAUCUACAGUCCAUACUCGCCGAAGGCCACAUUCCAACAAAGAGGGAAAUCGCCAGGAUUGUGAUGAGCUUGUUCGACCCUCUCGGGUUCAUCGCCUUCUUCCUCGUACACGGUAAAAUUCUGUUACAAGACAUUUGGGCGAAAGGAACGGAGUGGGAUCAACAGAUACCGGAGGACAUAUAUGAGCGGUGGCAGCAGUGGUCAAAUCUCUUCGGACGACUGAGUGAGCUUCGCAUUCCUCGGUGCUAUUUCCGCUCGCCCUUCCCUGCAAGUCUCGACGGUCUUCAAGUACAUCUAUUUGUCGACGCCAGCGAGUCAGCAUUCGCCUGCGCAGUGCACUUUCGCCUGGAGACAGACAGUGGUAUACAAGUGGCGCUCGUCGGCGCCAAGACCAAAGUAGCUCCGCUAAAAACGCUCUCUAUCCCUAGACUCGAGCUGAAAGCAGCCGUCCUCGGCGUUCGACUGUUAGAGACCAUCCAGAACCAGCACAGUUUCACGAUCAGCCGUCGCUUCUGCUGGAGUGAUUCGGGUACGGUACUUGCGUGGAUUCGCUCCCAUGAUCACAGGCGCUUUCACAAGUUUGUCGCCGUCCGCGUCGGUGAAAUCCUGACUUCCACAGAGCAACGUGAGUGGAGGUGGGUGCCUACGAAGCUCAACGUCGCCGAUCUAGCUACCAAGUGGGGAUCUAGUCCGCAGUUAACCAUGGACAGCCCUUGGUUCCAGGGGCCAACCUUCCUCAAAGACCCUGAAGAGGACUGGCCGCAACAACGAACGAUCACUUCAACUGACGAAGAGCUACGACCUGCACACUUUCUCUUUGCACAUUUCGAUCCGAUUGUGGAUUUAGCUCGGUUUAGCAGUUGGACCAAAUUACACCGUGCAACAGCCUACGUACUGCGUUUCGUCGACAACAUUCGCAGAAAGAAGCAAGGACUUGCGUUGGAGCUUGGCGUUCUCAACAGUGACAAACUACGGCGAGCAGAAGAAAUGCUGUGGAAGUUAGCCCAAGUCGAGGCCUACCCUGAUGAAGUCGCCGUUCUCGCUACAUCUCAAGGUCCGCCGGAUCGCCGCCACGUCGUGGUGAAGAAGUCCAGCAAUAUCUACUCGAAAUGGCCUUUCAUUGACGAGAGAGGAAUUCUGCGGAGUCGUGGUCGAAUCGAAGCUGCCCCCUACGUAGCGAUGGAAGCGAAGUUUCCUGUAAUUCUCCCCAAGCAGCAUGCGAUCACUUUCUUCAUCGUUGACUGGUUCCACCGCCGUUUCCGUCACGCCAACCGAGAGACGGUUGUUAAUGAGAUUCGCCAGCGCUUCGAUAUCCCGAUGCUAAGAAGAUUGGUGGAUAAGGUAGCUGGUAACUGCGUAGUGUGCCGCAUCGCAAAGUCGGCUCCAAAACCACCUGCGAUGGCUCCGCUUCCCGAAAUGCGUCUGGCAGCGUUCAACCAACCGUUCACGUUCACCGGGUUGGACUAUUUCGGCCCAGUGCUCGUCAAGAUAGGCCGAAGCAACGUCAAGCGGUGGGUGGCCCUAUUCACCUGCCUGACUACCAGAGCAAUCCAUCUGGAGCUGGUACACUCCUUGAGCACGGAGUCAUGUAUCAUGGCUGUUCAACGCUUCGUUUCCCGCCGCGGACUUCCAAGGGAAUUCUGGACAGACAAUGCCACAUGUUUCAAGGGAAGCAGCAACGAGUUGAACAAGCUUACCGAAGAAACGAAGAAAGCCCUGACCGAGAAGUUCACCACAGCGCAGACAACCUGGAAGUUCAUCCCACCCGCUACUCCGCACAUGGGUGGAGCGUGGAGAGACUUACCGAACGACGAAACGUUGGAAACGAUUCUGCUCGAGGCGGAGGCAAUGAUCAAUUCUAGACCUCUGACCUACGUUCCGCUUGAGUCUGCAGAUCAAGAGGCCCUGACGCCCAACCACUUUUUGUUGGGCAAUUCCUCUGGAAUGAAAUUCCUGGCUACGGAGAACUUGGACGUUCGUUCGACUCUUCGUAGCAGCUGGAAGCUAGCCAGGUACAUCACCGGCGAGUUCUGGAAUCGGUGGCUGAAAGAAUAUCUGCCGGUCAUCACGCGCAGAUGUAAGUGGUUCCAGGACGUCAAAGAUAUUGCGGUAGGAGACCUGGUCUUAGUGGUGGAUGGGAAGGCAAAGAACCAGUGGAUUCGCGGCCGAGUCGAAGAGGUCUACCCCGGACGAGAUGGUAGAGUGCGGCAAGCUUUGGUCCGAACAUCGACAGGCGUUAUCCGAAGAGCAGCCGUGAAGCUAGCUGUUCUAGAUGUCGUGGAGGAACGUAAACCUCUCCCUGGAGUUUCGGAUGUCCCUGAUCCUCACCAAGGUUUACGGGCGGGGGUAUGUGCCGACAAGACCCCUCGUUUCGGUAACCCAGGCCGGCACAGCGCUAUGCUUCCCGAUGACAGUGCGCAAAGAGAAGAAAAUUGA